UAUAUGAGACAUCUCUUUCUUGGCCUUGAGAAUUUUCCAUCUUGUUUCAGCUUCCUCUCUCUUGACCCCCCAUAUCAUGAUCUCUUCGCUUGCCUUGAAUCAUGUUAUCUCCCUUAACAAUGAGCGUGUUGUGCUUCCCCUGUUGCAGCAGCAGAGUUACUGAGUAGGAGAACGAGUUGUGACCGCUGAAAAACGCUUGCUUUUCUUCUUUCUUUAGCAGCUUCGAUCAGCCGUAUUGAUUAGGAAUGAAGCGUAUCAGUAGCUCGGAAUCUUCGGAUGUUUGGAUCUCCAUGUGCUCAGGAAAAGGGGAAAAAGUCCUAAAGAAGAGCCAAGUCUACAGCAUAGAGUUCCAGGCAAUGCUCGAUAGUCUAGACCAGGAAGAUCAGUCCAGUGAAGAGGCCGGCCUGAUCACCGAGAAGAAGCGGCGGCUCAAUGCGAACCAGGUGAAGGCCCUGGAGAAGAACUUUGAUAUAGAUAACAAGUUGGAGCCAGAGAGGAAGGCGAGAUUGGCCGAAGAAUUGGCGCUCCAACCGCGGCAAGUCGCGAUUUGGUUCCAGAACCGGCGAGCCCGGUGGAAGACCAAGCAGUUGGAGAGGGACUACAGCCUUCUCAAGGACAGUUACGACACUCUGAAGCUCGAUUUUGAUAGCCUCGAGCAAGAAAAGGAGUCUCUAGCCGCAGAGCUAACAGAGCUGAAGGUGAAGCUUCGUCGAGAAACAUCAGAGAGCAGCAAUCACUGCGAAGUCAAACAAGAAUCGCCCGUCUCGGAAUCCUCUGAAGACGGCAAGCCUGGGUCGUGCAGCGAAUCCCUCAAGGAAGACCCGAACCCGAACCCGGAACUGCCCACUUCGGCGGCUCCGCUCCCUUUCCGACACAGCAACAGCUCUCCGUCGCCGCGGCCAUCAUCUUCGGCAAGAGAAACAAUGGCGGGAAAGGGGUACAAUCAUCAGGUGAGGAUGGAAGAGCAUCAUCAGAGCGGGUUCAUUUCGGAGGAGUCUUGCAACUUCUUCUCGGUCGACCAACCUCCUACUCUGCAUUGGUACUUCCCCUGAAGAUGACACCAUUGAAACCAGCCUAAGUGGAAAUAAUCCUGGCUUCUUCUCCUUUUCUCCGGGGGACCAUGCCUUGCUUGGAAAUUGAAAUGCCAUGCCGUGGUCGAGCUGGAGUUGGUAAUUACUGCAGUCUCCUCCUCCUUCCCUCAAAGAUGGGGAAGUGGAAUUAGAUUGGAUCUCUCAGCAUAAUCUCUGACAAGAACAGAGUCUCUCUCUCUCUCUUUCUCUAUGCUGCGUUUUGUUAACUAAUGAAGAGUAGUAGUAAAUAAAGUUAUUUAAUAAU
Molecule: messenger RNA, 1335 nt
Organism: Rhodamnia argentea
Lineage: Eukaryota; Viridiplantae; Streptophyta; Magnoliopsida; Myrtales; Myrtaceae
Product: homeobox-leucine zipper protein ATHB-6-like
Exons: 3
Coding region: 246-1052 (268 amino acids)
Biological process (GO): positive regulation of DNA-templated transcription
Cellular component (GO): nucleus
Molecular function (GO): sequence-specific DNA binding; DNA-binding transcription factor activity, RNA polymerase II-specific
Source: RefSeq, a predicted model, not a curated record